Molecule: messenger RNA, 1557 nt
Organism: Hydractinia symbiolongicarpus
Lineage: Eukaryota; Metazoa; Cnidaria; Hydrozoa; Anthoathecata; Hydractiniidae
Exons: 2
Coding region: 137-1459 (440 amino acids)
Source: RefSeq, a predicted model, not a curated record
AAAAAAAAGCCGAACAUUUCAUUCAUCAUUUAAUAACCUUUGUUUUUGUACUCCCGAGUAUAGUUAGAGUGAGAAAUAAAAAAGCCGAAAAUCAAAUUCCUUAUUUAAUGACUCUGUUUUUGCACUCCCGAGUACAAUGAGAGUAAGAAAUGAAAAAAGCCGAAAACUAGCUAUAAAAGAGUUUGCUUCUUUAGGAAUUCAUUUUAAGUGUCUUCAUUUAUCUGAGUUCACUAUGGCAUCAUCAUUUUUCAGUCAAACAAGAGUUAAAACAUACAAAUAUGCAUGCGUCUUCUUCGAUGAAGAUAAAUGUAUUGGUUCUGUCAAAACUAAAGAUAUUGUAAAUAGGGAAGAAAAGUUACUGAGCGUUGACGACAAUGUAUUUGUGCGAUGGGGUAGCGGAAAGAAUGUACAAAAUCACAAAGCUACAAUUUUAUUUCUAAACAAUGAAUGGUCAAAUUGCACACAGUUUGAAAGAGAUUGGUUGAACAACGAGAAAACAUUUAUUUAUAAAAGACAACCUUCAUUAGUAGAAAUAAAUUACAAAGUCCCACAACUAAAUUACCAAGUUGAUUUUAGUGAUGUUUUACGAGAACCGCGGAAGGCACAAAAUGGUAAAGUAGAAAACACCGCCGAAGAACCGCCAAAGGAUAAAGUGGAAAACACCGCCGAAGAAACGCCGAAGACGCAAAACGAUGAAGUUGAAAACACAUUCUCCUUUCUAAAGUUAUUGGUUUCACCUGGAAAACCACUGCCAUCAUUUUCGCCACCUACUUCGACACUAUCCACUUCUAUUCUUCCCGACCUACCUUUUUCUCCGCCUUCACCAGCCAGACCUCUGCAAUCAACACCUGCCGUUAGAACAACACUUUUUCCGAAUUAUCCCGAGCAAACAAAGCAGUGCACGUGCGAUUGUGCUGCUAUGCGACAAAUCAUUGAAAGACUAGAAAAGCGACUAGCUGCGUUGGAAGGGAAUGCAAUUGCCUUAUCCGCAAACUUUAUCGACGACAGUGACGAAGCAUUACCUUCAGUCCAGGGGUUGUCUCCACUAAAGGCGAUGCAGAGGACGAAUAUUGAUGAUGACGAUUUUCAAAUAAAUGAAAGAUUAAAUAGAAAAAAAUACAAGGUGGACACAGCUCCUACUAUAGAAAUUCCGACCGAAUUCUGGCCGAUAGCCAAUGAAGUGAGACAAGGGGCGACAUCUUUCAAAAACUUUAGCUAUCUGUUGCUGGCUAAAUUAUUUGACCACAAGGAGCUUGUAGGAAGAAAUUGUCGAGGAGUUAAAAAACCUGCGAUUGAUGGCUACAAACAAGAUAUUGUUAAAGCUUUUUGUUGGAAGUUUUAUCCAACCAACAUGGCUGCACCGGGUGCAUGGAGGGACUGUCAACGUGCAAUUGAUGAAUUUAUACGACGUAGCAACAGAACAAAGAAAAAUUAUAAAUCAUGCAUGUUGCAGUCAUAAAACUCUUUCAGUUAAUAACUUUUUUGUAAAUAUUUUUUUAGAUGUAAAUAUUUUUUAUUUUUAGAUUUUUUUAAAAAAAUAUAUCAUUAAACAUUAAA